AAGCGUGUCAACAUUGGAUUCAUCACCAUCAUCAACAAACCCGAUCCGUAUAUUCAUUUUUAUAUGGAUUUUGCUGACACAUCCUAUUCUGAUCACAGUUACGAGAAGAAGCAGAAGAAAUUGAAAACUUCAAAAACCCAAUCACUGGAGCUGUCUAAUUUAAGUUACAGUCCAAAAAUCACAUACGUCAAAACGGGUACAAAACUAAACCCUUGAUCAAAUAAUAGUCAAGAGAAAACCCAUUUUUCUGAAACUCUUAAAGAAGUUUAGAGAAAGAAACGUGAGAGAGAUAUGGGUAGCAACAAAGGAAGAACAGUUCUGGAGGUUGGAGCUGAUGGGAUUGCUGUUAUUACAAUCGUUCAUCCACCUGUUAAUUCCCUCUCUUUUGAUGUAUUGAACAGCCUCAAGGAUAAUUGUGAGGAAGCUAUGCGAAGAAAUGAUGUAAAAGCAGUUGUAAUUACAGGUGCGAAAGGAAAAUUUUCUGGAGGUUUUGAUAUUUCGGCUUUUGGUGAAAUCCAAGGGGGAAAGGUUGAGCCACCAAAGCCUGGUUAUAUAUCAAUUGACAUUAUCUCCAACACAUUAGAAGGGGGAAAGAAACCUGCAGUCGCUGCUAUUGAUGGCCUUGCCCUAGGCGGUGGUCUAGAGAUCGCAAUGGCAUGCAUUGCACGUGUUUCUACCUCCACAGCACAGUUAGGCCUUCCUGAACUUCAGCUUGGAAUAAUUCCUGGAUUUGGAGGAACACAGAGACUUCCACGCCUUGUUGGUCUUACGAAAGCCCUUGAAAUGAUGCUGAUGUCUAAGCCGGUGAAGGGGCAAGAGGCUCAUGCCUUGGGCUUAGUUGAUGUCAUAGUUUCACCAAAUGAAUUGGUAAACACUGCUCGUUGUUUGGCCCUUGAUAUUGUGGAGCGCAGAAGACCUUGGGUUCCUAGUCUUUACAGAACAGAUAAGAUAGAGCCCCUGGGAGAGGCCAAGGAAAUACUUAAUUUUGCUAGAGCUCAGGCCCGGAAACAAGCUCCCAACCUCAAACAUCCCCAAGUCUGCAUUGAUGCCAUCGAGGAGGGCAUAGUUUCAGGCCCUGUUGCUGGGCUUUUGAAGGAAGCCGAGUCUUUUCAAACACUUCUACAUGAUGACACUUGCAAGGGUUUGCUCAACAUAUUCUUUGCUCAACGUGCUACCUCAAAGGUUCCUGGCAUCACUGAUAGGAGAUUGACACCAAGAAAAAUUAAAAAAGUUGCCAUUCUUGGCGGAGGACUCAUGGGAUCUGGAAUUGCAACAGCAUUGAUUCUUAGUAAUUAUCCUGUGAUCCUGAAAGAAGUAAAUGAGAACUUUUUACAAUCAGGAAUUGGGAGGGUAAAAGCAAAUUUGCAAAGUCGUGUCAAGAAAGGAAAAAUGACACAAGAGAAAUUUGAGAAAACCUUCUCCCUUCUCAAGGGUUCUCUCGGCUACGAAAGCUUCAAAGAUGUGGACAUGGUCAUAGAGGCGGUUAUCGAAAAUGUCUCGUUGAAACAACAAAUUUUUGCUGAUCUUGAAAAACAUUGCCCACCUCAUUGCAUUCUUGCUAGUAAUACCUCCACUAUUGACUUGGAUCUUAUUGGGGAAAAGACACGGUCCCAAGAUCGUAUUGUUGGUGCUCAUUUUUUUAGUCCGGCUCAUGUGAUGCCACUUUUAGAGAUAGUUCGUACUAAGAAGACAUCUCCUCAAGUACUUGUUGACUUACUAGAUAUUGGGAAAAAUAUCAAGAAAACUCCAGUUGUUGUUGGGAACUGUACCGGUUUUGCGGUUAAUAGGAUGUUCUUCCCUUACUCACAAGCAGCAAUCUUACUCGUUGAACAUGGUACAGACGUCUAUAAGAUUGACAGGGCAGUUUCCAAAUUCGGGAUGCCAAUGGGUCCAUUCAGGAUGAUUGAUUUGGUUGGUUUCGGGGUUGCAAUUGCAACUGGCACCCAGUUUGUCCUGAACUUUCCUGAGAGAUCAUACAAGUCUAUGUUGAUUCCAAUCAUGCAAGAGGACAAAAGAUCUGGGGAAACCACUCGCAAGGGUUUCUAUGCCUAUGACAAUAAGCGCAAGGCAAGCCCUGAUCCUGAAAUUGCGAAAUACAUUGAGAAAGCAAGGAGCAUGUCCGAUGCAAAAGUUGAUCCCAAGUUAAUGAAGUCAUCAGAUAAGGACAUCAUCGAGAUGAUAUUUUUCCCAGUCGUGAAUGAAGCCUGCCGUGUCCUACAUGAAGGAAUUGCAGUCAAGGCAUCAGACCUUGACAUUGCCGCUGUUAUGGGGAUGGGAUUCCCACCAUACAGGGGAGGAAUCAUGUUCUGGGCUGACUCACUCGGAUCCAAAUACAUUUGUUCGAGGUUAGAGGAAUGGACCAAGAUGUAUGGAGAUUUCUUCAAGCCUUCGGCCUACUUGGCAGAACGAGCUGCCAAAGGAGCUAAACUGAGUGCACCAAUGAUGGAUCAAGCUGUGUCUCGGCUAUAAGAAGGUUAAGCAAUUAUCUUCUUGGUAUUGCUGUAUUCUCUCUGUUGUUGUAGAAAAUCCAGAAAAAGAUAAAGUACCCCCAGUUAAAGUUGCACUGAAGAUGAAAGUUAGUUUUAGUAAGAACUAUUAAGAUUGUAGAACCCAAAUAAUAAUACUCCUCUGUAACCAUCCUUUUUAUGGUCCGUCUCAGUAACUUUUUCUUUGUUAGGUUUCACUACUUUUCCUUCUCUGUAUUGUUAUUACUUCAUGUUUGGGGUGAAAGUGAAAUAAAGUUUUAGUUGAAGAAAUGAAUAUUUUGUCUUCAUCCAGAAUCAAUGAGUUUCUCUGA
Papaver somniferum (opium poppy) is the source of this 2797-nucleotide messenger RNA. RefSeq names its product glyoxysomal fatty acid beta-oxidation multifunctional protein MFP-a-like. The record is from RefSeq and is a predicted model, not a curated record. Gene Ontology annotation, cellular component: peroxisome. Gene Ontology annotation, molecular function: NAD+ binding; (3S)-3-hydroxyacyl-CoA dehydrogenase (NAD+) activity. Gene Ontology annotation, biological process: fatty acid beta-oxidation. The transcript has 18 exons. The coding region runs from base 292 to 2469 and encodes 725 amino acids. Lineage: Eukaryota; Viridiplantae; Streptophyta; Magnoliopsida; Ranunculales; Papaveraceae.